AUGUCCACCGAGGAUGCCCGAAAUCUUGCACGGGCAGGUACUGGGGCGAUUCCCCCAUCCGUGGAACUUCUGAAGUUCGGUCGUUGCUUGCACCCAGGUGUCGGCAGACUCUUGGGAUAUGAGGCCCAAGAGUAUGUGUGGCUGGACAGCCCGCCGUAUGACCGGGAGCAGAUGUGGAGCAUGUUUCAGAUGUGGGAUCUGCAGCCACCGAGCCUUGUGAUUAAUCUCUUUGGAGGUUACUGCCAUCCUCAGCACCUCCUCUUGCCGGCCGACAUCGAGACCAUGGAGCAAUUGCCUGGUGUCGACAAGGUCGUGAAGGAUGCCAGGCGAGUCAUGCAGUUGCAGGCUCAAGAGCUCGACAAGUCCGAAGAGGCGAUUGACAUGGCUGAGCUGCAAAGAACCAUCGGAACGAGCUUGUUCGAUCGGCUUGUCGAAGAUAUGGUCGCCCUGACGGAGGCAUGCUCAAAAACGAACAGCUGGCUCCUGUUUGAUCAGAGCAACAUUGGCCAGUUGUAUUACAUUCUGGAGGCCGCCCUUGCGAGGACCAAGUUCAGGCCCGUAAUUCUCAUGUUUGUGGACUCGGCGCUCAAAGAAGGUUGCAAGUUCCGGGACGGCAAGCACGACUACCAAGAAGAAGCCUGGAGGAAGCUGGAAGAGAAUGUGGAUGUUGUGCACCAAGAAGAGACCUUGCAGAAGCUGCCAAUCGUCGAUUUGCCCCCAGACCUCUUCCCAGAAUCUACGAACCUCUGGCCGGUUCCAGAAGACAUGGCCGCCACAGAGGCGGCGAAACGGGACACUCUCUGGAGAUCCCACUAUGGGAGGUGGUUCUUCCGUGCAGCCACUCAUUACAUCUUCUGCAAAGGAUCCGGGAAUUUCGGGGAUUCGGCCGUUUGCUUUGACCUGGACUGGCUUGGGCCACAGGGGAGCGUGUACAGCUCUGGAGCCAUACGGAGCGGCUCCAUGAGUGAUAUGAUUUUUUCCUCUUUGGAUGCAGGGAGGCCGGCCAUUCUCUUUAAGCACACGGGUUUGGCCAGCGACCUCUGGAGCCACGUGCUCGAGAACAGCUGGGUAAAUACCAAGCUUUUUGCUUCGAUCACAACCCUUCUGCGGAAAGAUUGGCAUCGACUGUCCCAAUCCUUUGUUGUCGUGGAUGCCUUCCAAGACAAGCCCGACAAGGUCUUGGACAAAAUCAGCGCUUGUUUUGCUGGCACAUGCGGUGGUGCUACAAGGCUUGGUGAAGAUGAUCUGCGUGCAAGGAGCCUGGCAGAGGCUAGCGACUUACAUCGGCAACUGCGAUUCAAUGCAAACCGCUUUGCAUCGCGUUCGAAUCUGAUGGCAGUUGGUGGUGUGACUCUCUCCUUGCUUGCCACUAUGAUUGCCGCUUGGAGUGCCUGGCUAGACACGCAAAUGGGGACUGAUCAGGAAUCGUUCCUGCAGUGGGUGGGGGAUAUGGCAUUGAUCCUGAUGCCUGCUCUCAGUGGCCUUGCCUUUACGUUGCUUUCGCGACUUCGGUACAUGUCAAAAUGGGGAGCCGUAUAUCUGGCUGCCGCACAGGUUGAGUCAGAGAUCAUGAGAUUCCGAGUUCAGGUCGAAGACUAUGGCUCGAUGCAGCUACCAGAGGAGCAGGAGCACACCGUCUUGCUUGCGUCCAAGGUAGCCUCGCACCAGAAUUUCAUCACGACACGCUUCACGCUCGAAGAAGAGUCCCGCGGAUCAGCGGAACGCAGCCCGCUUCUCGAAGAAGACGAUGAACACCUCAGCUCUGCAGCAGUAUUUCCUUCAAGCGGGAAGACCACGAUAUCCGUCGAGGAGUAUUUCGAAGAAAGGGUCAAGACCAAGCUACAGUACUGGCAGGCCCUGGCACCCCGAUUGUCUCAUCGAGUGGCUUUGUAUGAAGCGCUCAUUGUCUUAUCCUCGGUUUUGGGCACAGUCCUGGGCGCAUUGGACCAGAAACUGUGGAUUCCCUUUAUGGUCGCCUUGGGUGCUGCCAUGAACACCUUGAUGCAUCACGAAGGGCUGCAAGCCCGACUCUCUGCGCUCAAUGCUUCCAUCCAGGAUUUGCUCCACAUCCGUCACCGAUGGUCAGCCCUGGGUGUCGUUGAGCGACGAACAAACUUCCACAAGGAAUGGAUGGUGAACCUCGCCGAGGCAGAGUCAUGA
Molecule: messenger RNA, 2160 nt
Organism: Symbiodinium necroappetens
Lineage: Eukaryota; Dinophyceae; Suessiales; Symbiodiniaceae
Source: the annotation of a GenBank genome assembly